UUUUCAGCCUUUAAAUAUUUACUUUUAUUCGUUUAUAAUAUUUGAAGAAUUUUAUGUGAAACUCUUUUUGAUUAAGUAAUAAAAACUCAAAAGUCUAAAUAUUAUUGUUUGAUGUUCAACAUAAUAAUAUCUUAAUCAAACACGUGUUGCAUUUUUUCCCCGUUUGUACUUUAUAUAUUUCAUGUUUUCGGAAACAUCAAAAUGCCGCGUGCACUAUUAGUGCAAAUGUAUCUAACAUAAUUAUGUAAAAAUAAAGUGUUAUAGUCGCUCUCCUUGACAUGUACAUAAAAUAAAAUAGCAUUACUUUGACCAGUAUUUGCCACUAGCUAAUUAACUUUGUCAGAGCAGGGACCCAUAGAACGUUAUCUGAAAUAUGAUUGUAACAAAUUUAUCGUUAUGAAAAUACCAUUAUCUCGAUUCAUUUAUACAAGAUCACGUGGCCCGGUAUAAUAAACAUAAAAUGCCAUUUAUGCUAUAAAGUAAAUUAUAUUCGUCCUGAUAAAGUUUCCUUCAAAUAAAUCGAUUGUAUUUGUUCACGACAUUUAUGAGAUUGGACCGAGCUGGGCUAAUAAAUUUUGACGUAUCCAUUAGGAUUAUACGAAAUUUGUGGAUGUGAAUUAGAUGAUAUGUCCAUGUGAAGAUGAUGGAAGCGGAUGAGAACACCCGGAUGAUGAUACAGCUGGCAUCCAUGAUGAUGCAAAAUCAGACAGCAAUGAGGGAGACCCAGACGCAGCUCGAAGCCGCGGCAUCCAGGGAAACUUCUGUGGAACCAAAUGGGUCACAGAAUAAAAAGCAAGCACCUAGUCCAACUGCACUCCAGUCUGGUACUAAUCCCGCUACAUUUGGUAUGGAUCCAAAACUUAUGGCAGAGUUUGCUCGACAGAUAGUUAUGAAUGCGAACAACUUAGCGGGUCAAGAUACGGCGCAAAAACGGAACCCGACGGAAAAACCCGCCACAAUAGCGCAGAUUAUACAGUCGCAACAAAAGGGACAGUCCACGACAGCGAAAAAUACCAGUGAAGGCAAAAUAUUUGUAUAUAAUCAACUCCCUGAUGCGAAUGUUUCUCAGACAAAUGGUGAUUUGAAGCCAGAUUUGAACACGCUUGCAGCUGCAGCGGCAGCGAAUGGAACUUUCCAGCAUUCUAGCACAUCAGGACACACCAGCACCAUUGGACCAAUCAGAAACAAAUAUGGCAGAGUACUUAGACCCGGCAUUGAUAACUUUGGCCGUUUCGAGGCUGUUGCUAACCCAGGACUCAUCAUGCACGCUAUGGAAUUACUACGGCAAAAAGAUAAGAAGAAACGGGGACCAAAAGAAAAAGAGACAUUUUCAGUGUUUAUGUAUUGUCUACCAGACAAGAACUCGAAACUUCCCAAGUUUUCCUCACUAGAUCCAAUUGAGAGGGCGCUUGUAGAUCAACAUCAACAAGAAGGAUAUGGGUACCCAUCUCAGGAUUAUAUCAACGGUAUACCAAGGAAGACCCAGCUAUGUUUGUCAUUCGAUGAGAAAAAGUUCCAUGGAUACAUGGUUGCUUUGUACCCAAAGCUCGGAGGCCGCCUGUACGACAUGUACCGCAUUGACAAGACCCGGCGUCUGAUCAGAGUAGAGGCCCACUCACCUCGACAACUUAAAGAUAUGAAAUACCAAGGAAGCCUUAUUGUUAUACCAUAUGACACGCAAGAGGACCGACCGGCUGCGGUAAUUCACAGAAACUUUGAUGAUGUGUACAACAAUAACAGUGCCCCUUCGCUAGGCAACCCUUUAGCCCUGAUGCAAAAUUUCAAUAUUCCUUUAACUAGUCUACCAGAACUGGUUCCAGAGGUAUCUGUGAAUAGUAAAGUUGACACGAAGAGAGAACUACCCGUGUUCCCAGGACAACCGUUGCCAGUGACAACGGAGAUAAAUGGAAAAGGCAAAGAGAACGGCAGUUGUUGUCCCAAAGAAGAUAUGGAGACAAACAGCGAGGUUACGGACAUCGACUCUGACUUUGAUGAUGUGAAGAUACUGCAAAUGGCGCGAGACAUGAGGCAACACCUGAAAGAGACCAAGCAUAUUCACAUUAGGCCGGAUUCUCUGUUCACCGACAUACUUAAUGCCUACAGAGAAGACACAAGCUUAGAAAAACACAAGAUUUCCGUCUGUUUCCAACCUCACAAUUCCCGCGAAAAUGGAUGUGUUCAAAAUGACGACCGAAUGGAACCCAGUACCGUGUUUGUCAGUUUUUGGGAAGAAGCGUUCCGAAAUCACUUUACUGGAACCCAUCAUCUUGUUCCCUUGUUAGAUCCAUCUUCAUCCAACGACUUCUUUCAAAUCUGCGGAAGGAUACUGGUGCAUGGUUUAGUAUUUGGAAACUAUUUCCCUAUCCGAUUCUCCCCUGCUUGCCUUGCUGCUCUAGUCACAGAGUCCUGUUCUGAUCAACUUGCGCUGACAUCUUUUUAUCAGGCUAUGUCAGAGUCAGAGAAAGAUGUUUUAGAGACUGCUAUUGCUGAACUUAAAUCAGGGGCAGAAAAUUAUUCUGCCAAAAUUGAGAGAUGUGUGAAAGUAGUUCUAGGGAGUUAUGGGUGCAAGAACAUUCCAGAAUCGUUUGAACUUGAUGCAGCCAUGAUCAGUAUUGCAAAGACCUACUUACUUUAUCAGCCUCAUUGGUCCCUCUGUCAGGUGCGAGCAGGUAUGUCUGCAGCAGGAUUCGACCUUGCAGAAUUAGGCGAAGAAGAUGUCAUUCAGCUCUAUCAACACCUUACCCCCUCUGUGCCAACUAUCUUGCAGCGAGUCUGCUACCACCCUGCUGAAUCCAGCAAGAGCGAAGACAAAGUCAAAGUUUUCUUCGAGCAGUAUUUGCAUAAAAUUUCUAGAAAUGCGCUGCAGAAAUUUCUUCAGCAGUGGUGCGGUUUUGACUGUUUGUGCGUCAGAAAGCUUACAGUGAAAUUCACAGAUGACGAGUCCGUCUCCGUGUUUACACCAAAGGACAACACCGUGCACUUGCCACAAGCAUGUACCUCCUUGCAAGAAAUGUCUCAGGUUUUUGAAAUUCAUGUUCCCACCAUAACUACAGAAAGCAGAAACGCUUGGGAAUAUACUUUGUGACGAAAUUGUAACAUUAAGUAUGCAUGAGAGCGCGAGCACGUGUGUGUACUAACGUCACUGCUAUUGCUAUACCAGACAAGCAAAAAAUGAAUAGAGAAACGUUAUGCAAGAGGAUCUAUAUUGUGUUAUUUUGCACUGACAACAAUAUUGUGAACAAUAUUACGUGAAGUUAUCUGGUUAUACAAUUUAGAGAUGUUCAUACCUUAAUUAAAACAAUGGAGAAAGUAUAAUGCCAUAUAAAUGUACUAUAACGUGUAACAGAUCUGACUUUUCAUUUGUCAAGGUAACAAACUGUUUAAUAUUAUGAAAUAGAAAAUAAUGUCAGGCAAAGUUACUCUUUACAGACUAACUUGAUUGUAUAACAUUCUGUAUAUAUGUAUAUAAGUAUGUACACUUAUUCCCUGGGACCAAACCCAUCACAAAACCAUUUGACUUUUUUCAAAUUUAUUUCAGUCAUUAAUUGAUUUUUUCCUAGUCAUAAAAUUUCCAAAGUAAAUAGCAUGCAAUGAAUGAAUAAAACAAUACCCAUAAAACA
This is a messenger RNA of Mercenaria mercenaria, 3620 nucleotides long. RefSeq lists its product as uncharacterized. The transcript has 6 exons. The record is from RefSeq and is a predicted model, not a curated record. The coding region runs from base 641 to 3085 and encodes 814 amino acids. Lineage: Eukaryota; Metazoa; Mollusca; Bivalvia; Venerida; Veneridae.